Fusarium tjaetaba is the source of this 4557-nucleotide messenger RNA. RefSeq lists its product as uncharacterized. The record is from RefSeq and is a predicted model, not a curated record. The transcript has 3 exons. Lineage: Eukaryota; Fungi; Ascomycota; Sordariomycetes; Hypocreales; Nectriaceae. The coding region runs from base 1 to 4557 and encodes 1518 amino acids. Gene Ontology annotation, molecular function: protein binding.
AUGGCAGAUACUCGUCGCGCAGAAUGGUUCCUCUCCAAAGCAUCCCUCCAACCCCCUCCGCGUCUCGGUGGUCUGACCGAACCACCCGCCCAAGAUUUCCUCCCAUUCAGCACUACCAACCGCGACGCAGCCCGCCAGCUCCUCGUACAGCAGAGAACAUCAGAUCCCAACUACAAGCCCCCAGACCGACAAAAGCGACAUCUCUUCCGCUCCAAAGAACAAAAGGCCGAAGCUUGCGAUACUUCACAAUGGAGCUUUACGAAACAUGAAGUCGCCAAAGCCUUCAAUGCACUACUAGCACAGGAGACUCUGCCGCCAGCUGGAGUUGCGCAAGCUCUCUUGUUGCAUACGACGCUUACCUCGUUGGAUGAGCUUUGGGGUCAUUUGAAUGAUGCGCAGUUGGAGAAAAGAAUGAAGAGAAAUAGGAUGAGCGAGAUCUUGAACUUUAAUUCCAACGGCAUGACUUGGUUGGAUACGGUGACGUCUCGCGAUAACUUCAACUAUGUUCACCUGCUGUGCCAAACACAAGUCAGCCAAGGAGUCUUGAACAGAGCGUUUGGCAUGGCCUUGUCCAGAUCAUCUCUUGAGUCCAUGAAGCUUCUGUUGAGCUUUGGGGCAGUGGCAUCGGACUACCAAGAGCUCAUUAGCCAACAUAUACGAGCCAAGAAUCUGGAGAUGGUCAAGCUUCUACUGUCAGCGCCCAACUCGAUGACACCCUCAGAUUGGAAAGCAUACCUCGAACAAGAUUUCGCACGGGCAGAGGCAGGAGAAGCUUUGUCCCUCUCAUUCAUCCUUCUGCUUCUAUCCCAGCGCCCAGAAUUGGUCUCGGAGUCCUUUCUUCUCAGCACACUGAGAUUACAGAGCUACCAGGCAACAGCUGUGAUGUUGGGCUACGCAUACUCCAAUCAGGUCUUCUUCGCUAUUCGUCACCAGGCCUGCGAAAUUAUUUCUCAGUACCAGAACGCCAACCAGAGGCUAGCCUUCUAUACCCUCUUAUCUCAUUCUGGCCUCGUUGGAGACAACUUGGUCACUCGAGAAGAGCUUGUCAAGGAGGUACUCGCUCGUCACUUACCACUUGUCAAACUACUUGUGCAUGCUGGCGUGGCAAUUGAUGUCCCUCCACACAAUGCUUUAAAGUGGGCAGUUUUACAACUAGACUUUGGAAUACUGGAGAUUCUUAGGCAUGGGACCUUGUCCUCGCCGGCAUCCCAAGUCCUGGGCUAUCUGCCCGAUAACAUCCCAGAGCCUGACAUGGUUCAUUUCAUGAACAUGUUUGGAUCUGUGGGUCUGGGAGGACAACAGCUUGACGCAUGCCUUGUUCGCGCUGCGCACAUGAAGCAACAGCACCUUGUCGGUACUCUGCUCCAUUAUGGUGCGUCAGUCGAGGCUGAGGAGGCUGCUGCCAUCCGCGCAGCCAUCAUGUCUACUGACAUGUAUGUGCUCAGCUUGCUUCUACAAGGGCAGUGUGCAUCGGCUAUACUUUCAACGCUCAUUCCUACCGCCAUGGACGUAACGCCAAGAACUAUGAGGCUUGAUGUGAUGCAAUGUCUCAUUAGAAAAGGUGUUGGAAGAGAAUCACUCGGCACCGCUCUACUGCAGCUCAUAUCUGAAGAAGGUGACAACGACUCUGACCUCAUCAAACUUCUUAUCGACAAUGAUGCGCCACUGGACUCUGGCUCAGACCUCGAUAAUUCCCCGCUUGUAAAGGUUAUACAGAAAGGAGAUGUCACCGUCCUCAACAUGCUUUGCGGAACGAAGCCUACAACAGAGGCAUUGGCUGCUGCUCUGCCCUUUGCGUUCAGCACAAUUGCCUCUUUUGGCUACGAUGUUGCGCUUGAGUUAAUGACUCUACUUCUCAAGCAAGGUGCAUCAGGCCUACCAGUACACGAAACAUUCCUCAAGGCAAUGUCAUCAGAUGCACCCAUCGACUUUGUGCAGUUAUUAACAGAGCACGGCGCUGACGUUAACUACUCGUCUGGCCAGGCUUUUGUGAUGGCAAUCGAGAUGGACAAGCCUUCACUCCUAGAGCUGCUAUGUUCUUCAUCUCCGCCAACUCAAGCAACAGUCAAUGCUACUCUACCUAAGCUCAUCGAACCAAAGCAUUACAAUCUCUCCAACAUCGAGCUCUUCUUAAGCGCUGCAUCGCGCGCCACCCCCAAGCCAUCUCUCACCAAUACAUAUGCUCUCAUCAAAGACCACCCACAGCGUGCAGAGCUCUUACCGUGUCUCUUGCGCCAUGGUCUAGACAUCGAUGAGGAAUCUGGCAUGAUUCUCUGCCUCGCAGUUCGAGAACACGACAUGGACCUCAUCAAGUCAAUUCUUGCUCUUGAUCCUAGUAUAGCUACUCUAUCCAACGCCUUCCGCGAGGCGUGUCAAGUCGAGGAUACUGAUAUGAAGCUUGAUCUUAUGGGCCGUCUGCUACAGAAGGCUUCUCCAGCUGAGAUCGGACAAUCCAAGGCACUGUUGCAAGAAACCCAAGCGGCUCUUGACGGAGACAUGGAUGGGCUUUGGCUGCUCCUCGGCCACAAAGCCAACGUCAACUUUAACAACGGCGAAGCUGUUCAAGCAGCGGCUUCGAACAAAGCAGGAUACCCAAUCAUCCUCAACAUGCUCCUCUCAGCCGGCGCCACAGAUGUUACCGUCGAGGAGGCAUUUGACGCUGCCAGCAACGCAGAUACACCAGCAUUCAUCAAGACCGGCAUCUUUGGAAGUCUGUUUGCUUUCAACAAAGAUAUCUCAGUUGACAUUAUAUCUCGAGCUUUUGUCAAAGCCCUCGAAAGUCACCCUGAUGAUGAACAUCUCCCGAACCUGUUACUAGAACAUGGUGCUGGUGCUCAAGUACAGCUCGCCAUGUUAGAGGCUGCGGCUGGAGCCUCUCCAGGUGGCCUAUUUCAGAAGCUUCUGCGAAAGGCCUCCGACGAUAACAUACGCAAUGAGAUCUUCGAGUAUAUCCGGAUGCAAACUACCAUGUCGUCGAUGGAUAGACAUCAAGCCUACGAGACCCUCUUGAAGCAAGGCGUAGCCAAGACGCAGAUCUCUGAGGCUCUCGUAACGUCAAUUAGGAACGAGCCUACCAAUAGGGAAAUUCCUAUGUUGCUCCUCAAUCACGGCGCCCAGGUCAACUAUAAGAACAACGAAGCGUUCGCCGCAGCGUUUCAGUCGCGCAACUUGGAGAUGUUUGAGCUUCUUUGCUGUUACCUUGUGAAAGGCGAACAUGAUGAGGCAGCGAGGCUCGUCUUUGAGCAUCCGUAUCUACGAGAGAAUCCUUGUGUUACAGUUGAACAGAGUGUUCGUGCGAACAUCUACAAGAGUGUUCUAACCUGCAACAUUGAUCCGAAGAGUAUCUACACCACGUUGGUUCACUUCCUUGAUUCACCGGAGUCCAACCUUGCCAUCGUGGAGCUUCUUCUCGAGCAUGGCGUCAAUCCCAAUGAUGAGGAUGGGCACUGUUUCUAUCUCGCGGCACGACACAAAGUGGAAUCUCACUUCCGUGCUCUGUGCAAAUACGCAGACUUGUCUAUUGUACUACCCACGCUUUCACGCCGCAUCGUGAAAGAGUACAAUGUGACGCGGUGGUUCAAGAUCUGUCUUGAGAUGCAGCCUUCUCAAAUUGCGGGGUUGUCAGAUCAGCUUUUGUAUCAGUGCAUACGCAAGUUUCCAAAUGGUACUGAUUGUCUGGAUGUACUUUUGAGUGCCGGCUUGUCGCCGUCUGCGACGAUUAGUUAUCGUCUGCAUAAGAAUUGGGCGGAUGAAGAGAUUUCGUUGCUUAUUUGGUUGUUGGAGCACGGAAGCAAGGCUUUACCAGACUACGUGACACCAGAUUCCAAGAUACCCACCAUCUUUCUCACACUCCUCAACAAGUCACGAGCUCCCAUUCUUGAGGCUUUGCUAAAGCUUGAUGACACCAGCGUUCUCAACCAAACCAUUUCUGGGUCAAAGUUCAGUUCUCUAGCUUCAUACCCGAAGAAGCCCAAACUUGAGUUUACAGCUCUCUUCGAAGACGAAGACGAGAUCCCGCCACGUGAAGCAUCACUCUUUCUUGGCAACCUUGACGCCUUCAAGUUACUCAACAGCACCAUGCUCCCCGAUGACGGCACACUUCAUCUAGCAGCUCUCCUUGCCCUCCCCGAUUUCACAGACUGGCUUCUCUCAACACACGAGCCAAACUACGAGGAAGAAAAUUUUGGCUUCAUGGUUCCGCUGGCACUAACAUGCUACUCCAAACCCUUCCCAUGGUGUAAGGUUGCUAACGAGGAACAAGAGUGGUUUUCUCGUUUAGAGGAGACAAUAAAGAUUUUGAUCCCAAAGACAUUGUCCAGUUGGAGAUAUCGACAGAAGCUUCCGCUGCAUCUUGCACUGGAGAAUGGGAGCCGAGUUACUAUGGCUAUGUUAAAUGUGCUGAAUGCGAGGGGUAUUGGGAAUAGGGAUAAGUAUUUGUAUACUGAUAAGACGGGCAUGCAGUACUCGCCUUGUGAGUAUGUUGAGACGUUUGUAGAAGUUGAAGAUGAGGAAAAGGUGAAGCUGAUUAAGAUUCUUCAGGAGCAUGGCUUGAACUGA